Molecule: messenger RNA, 3268 nt
Organism: Castor canadensis (American beaver)
Lineage: Eukaryota; Metazoa; Chordata; Mammalia; Rodentia; Castoridae
Gene: Col1a2
Product: collagen type I alpha 2 chain
Cellular component (GO): extracellular matrix
Molecular function (GO): extracellular matrix structural constituent
Source: RefSeq, a predicted model, not a curated record
GGUCUGCCUGGUCCCUCAGGUACAGCAGGAGAAGCUGGCAAACCAGGAGAAAGGGGGCUUCCUGGUGAAUUUGGCCUCCCUGGUCCUGCUGGUGCAAGAGGGGAACGUGGUCCCCCAGGUGAGAGUGGUGCUGCUGGUCCUUCUGGUCCUAUUGGAAACCGAGGUCCUUCUGGACCCCCAGGGCCUGAUGGAAACAAGGGUGAACCUGGUGUAGUUGGUGCUCCAGGCACUGCUGGUGCAUCUGGUCCUGGUGGACUCCCAGGAGAGAGGGGUGCUGCUGGCAUACCUGGAGGCAAAGGAGAAAAGGGUGAAACUGGCCUCAGAGGUGAAAUUGGUAACCCUGGCAGAGAUGGUGCUCGUGGUGCUCCUGGUGCUGUAGGUUCCCCUGGUCCUGCUGGAGCCACAGGUGACCGGGGUGAAGCUGGUGCUGCUGGUCCUGCUGGCCCAGCUGGUCCUCGGGGUAGCCCUGGUGAACGUGGUGAGGUUGGUGCUGCUGGCCCCAAUGGAUUUGCUGGUCCCGCUGGUGCUGCUGGUCAACCUGGUGCUAAAGGAGAGCGAGGAACCAAAGGGCCCAAGGGUGAAAACGGUGUUGUUGGCCCCUCCGGUCCUGUUGGAGCUGCUGGCCCAUCUGGUCCAAAUGGUCCCCCUGGUCCUGCUGGAGGUCGUGGUGAUGGAGGGCCCCCUGGUAUGACUGGCUUCCCUGGUGCUGCUGGACGGACAGGUCCCCCUGGACCCAGUGGUAUUACUGGCCCUCCUGGCCCCCCUGGUGCUGCUGGUAAAGAAGGGCUUCGUGGUCCUCGUGGUGACCAAGGUCCAGUGGGUCGAACUGGAGAAACAGGUGCAUCUGGCCCCCCUGGCUUUACUGGUGAGAAGGGUCCCUCUGGAGAGCCUGGUACUGCUGGCCCUCCUGGCACCCCAGGUCCUCAGGGUCUUCUUGGUGCUCCUGGUAUUCUUGGUCUCCCUGGCUCUAGAGGUGAACGUGGUCUGCCAGGUGUUGCUGGUGCUUUGGGCGAACCUGGUCCUCUGGGCAUCGCAGGCCCUCCUGGAGCCCGUGGUCCCCCUGGUGCUGUGGGGAGUCCUGGAGUCAAUGGUGCUCCUGGUGAAGCUGGUCGUGAUGGCAACCCUGGCAACGAUGGUCCCCCAGGUCGCGAUGGCCAACCUGGACACAAGGGAGAACGUGGUUACCCUGGCAACAUUGGUCCCGCUGGGGCUGCAGGUGCACCUGGUCCUCAUGGCCCCGUGGGUCCCGCUGGCAAACAUGGAAACCGUGGUGAACCUGGUCCUGCUGGUUCUGUUGGUCCAGUUGGUGCUGUGGGUCCAAGAGGUCCUAGUGGCCCUCAAGGCAUUCGAGGUGACAAGGGAGAGCCUGGUGAUAAAGGGCAGAGAGGCAGUCCAGGCCUCAAGGGACACAACGGAUUUCAAGGUCUUCCUGGUCUCGCUGGUCUACAUGGAGAUCAAGGCUCUCCUGGCCCAGUGGGUCCUGCUGGUCCCAGGGGCCCUGCUGGUCCUACUGGCCCUGCUGGCAAAGAUGGUCGCUCUGGACAUCCAGGUUCAGUCGGACCUGCUGGUGUUCGAGGCUCUCAGGGUAGCCAAGGUCCUGCUGGCCCUCCUGGUCCCCCUGGCCCUCCUGGACCUCCUGGUGCAAGUGGUGGUGGCUAUGACUUUGGUUUUGAUGGAGACUUCUACCGGGCUGACCAGCCUCGCUCCCAGCCUUCUCUCAGACCCAAGGAUUAUGAAGUUGAUGCUACUCUGAAAUCUCUCAACAACCAAAUUGAGACCCUUCUCACUCCUGAAGGCUCCAGGAAGAACCCAGCCCGCACCUGCCGGGACUUGAGACUCAGCCACCCAGAGUGGAGCAGUGGUUACUACUGGAUUGACCCUAAUCAAGGAUGCACUAUGGAUGCUAUCAAAGUCUACUGUGAUUUUUCUACUGGUGAGACCUGCAUCCAGGCCCAACCUGAAAACAUCCAAGCCAAGACCUUGUACAGGAGCUCCAAGGCCAAGAAGCAUGUCUGGUUAGGAGAAACUAUCAAUGGUGGUAGCCAGUUUGAAUACAAUGUAGAAGGAGUGACCUCCAAGGAAAUGGCUACUCAACUUGCCUUUAUGCGCCUCCUUGCCAACCAUGCCUCUCAAAACAUCACCUACCACUGUAAGAACAGCAUUGCAUACCUGGACGAGGAGACUGGAAGCCUGGAUAAGGCCAUCAUUCUGCAGGGCUCCAAUGAUGUUGAACUUGUUCCUGAAGGCAACAGCAGGUUCACCUACACUGUUCUUGUAGAUGGCUGCUCUAAAAAGACAAAUGAAUGGGGGAAGACAAUCAUUGAAUACAAAACAAAUAAGCCAUCUCGCCUGCCCUUCCUUGACAUUGCACCUUUGGACAUCGGUGGCGCUGACCAGGAAUUCAAAGUGAACGUUGGCCCAGUCUGUUUCAAAUAAAUGAACUCAACCUAAAUUAAAAACCAUAAAAUGAAUCUGAAAACUUUCUCCUUGCCAUUUCUUCUUCGUCUUCUUUUUAACUGAAAGCUGAAUCCUUCCAUUUCUUCUGCACAUCUUCUUGCUUAAAUUGUGGGCACAAGAGAAGGAUUGAUCAGAGCAUUGUGCAAUAUGAUUUAAUUAAUUCCCUCUCCCUUCCUCCCUCCCCAAAGGAUUUGGAGUCUUUUUUCAACAUUCUUACACCUGUUGUGGAAAAUGUCAACCUUUGUAAGAAAACCAAAAUAAAAAUUGAAAAAUAAAAUAAAAACCAUGAACAUUUGCACCACUUGUGGCUUCUGAGUAUCUUCCGCAGAGGGAAGUUUAAAACCCGAACUUCCAAAGGUUUAAGCUACCUCAAAACACUUUUCCGUGAGUGUGAUCCACUUCAUUGGGUGCUGACCUAGACAGACGUGAACUGAGGUAAUUGUUUGUUUCGUUCAUAAUACAAAGGUGCUAAUUAAUAGUAUUUCAGAUACUUGAAUGUCGAUGGUGCUAGGAGAAUUUAAGAAGAAAUACUCCUCUGUAUUGAGUUGUAUUGUGUGGUGUUUUUUAAAAUUUAAUUUAGAAUCCUUAUUUCCCAUCUCAUCCCCAGCUAAAGGUAUGCAGAUUGGUUGCCCAAAGUUAUCCUCCUCUUCAGAUUCAGCAUUUGUUCUUUGCCAGUCUCCUUUUCAUUCUCUUCCAUGGUUCCAAAGAAGCCUUGUUUCUUGGACAAGCAGAAAAUUAAAUUGUACCUAUUUUGUAUAUGUGUGAGAUGUUUAAAUAAAUUGUGAAAAAUGAAAUAAAGCAUGUUUGGUUU